AUGGGUGGCUCCAAAUCACAAUACAACGACUACCGCGACUACGACUACGACGACCGCUACAAUGGCUUUGCCACGUCAAGUCAACAACCAUACGGAACAUACACACCCAGCGACCACCAGUCCGCACGACUGAACCUACACCCAAAUCCGUCCUUACCGCCGCCUCCACCGCCAACAUAUACCCAAGCCAUUGAAGAAUCAUCGGCCCAGUCAAGAGGAAAGGCCGCAGAAGCAGGCUAUCCUUACUCCCAAUCACUUUCGUCACCAAUCUCACCAAGCCUCUCCAUUUCCCCCUCCCGGUCACGUCUCCCAUCACCGACCUCGCCAGGCUCAUCGCUCUCUCGGUCCCCGUCACGCCUCCCCAAACCCAUCGCAAUCCCCGCAACGCUCGGCCAAUACGGCUCGCCCUUUCUGCGCGCCUACCCGCCCUGCCUGGCCCAAUUCCACAUCUCGCCGACGCUGUUUCUCUCCUUUCUGGACAACCUGAACCGAGUGGCCGUCAAGUCACCGCCCUUGACGGCGCUCAGUCUCGCCGGGAACCUCGUCGGCAUGGUACCCCUGGGCACGGCUCAGAUCGUCGGGGGCGCCGUCAAUCUCGCCGCCGAAGUGUCCGCCGGCGUGAUCCAGCACGGGCGCACUGAGAUAGAAUUGCGUCGCGCCAACACCGACAUCUUUCGACCGAGAGGUUUGAAAGUGGAGAUUGCAAAAACCGAGGCCCUGGCCAAGUUGGUCGGGAUGGAAGGUGUCUUUGACGCCGACGGAAAGCUCAACAAGAAGGCGAGGCUGUUGCUGCCUCUGGACGGCAUCGCGGCGGACGGCGGCGGCGGCGAUGUCAGCGGGCAGCAGCGGAGGCUGGACGCCAUGAAGCCCUGGAUCGCCGAGCUGGACAUCACACCGCUUCCCGAGAUCGACGUCCCCGCCAACGCGAUGAGUCGGCUGAACGUCAAGAUCAACGAGCGGGACAGGCGGAACGGGGAGAAGAAACUGAUCGAAAAGCGAAACAAGGUCCAAGGGCAGUACGAGAAGGAAGCGGGCAAGGCCCAGAGAGACUUUGACAAGGAGAUGGCAAAGAUCAACAAGGACCUGGACAAGCACCUCCGAGAAAUCGACGACAAAUUGGCCGAAGCCACGCGGAAGAACAAGUCCAGAGACGUCGCCAAGUUGGAAAGGGACAGACAGAGGGCGUUGGACAGGUAUCACAGAGAAAAAAGCAAGGAGGAAAAGGACUUUCAUAAAGACAUGAAAGAGGUCGAAAAGGACAGGAUGAAGGACGACAAGGAAGAGAAGAACAUGCGCAACCUCAACUGGCUGGUGAUAAGGAACUGA
Molecule: messenger RNA, 1326 nt
Organism: Fonsecaea pedrosoi CBS 271.37
Lineage: Eukaryota; Fungi; Ascomycota; Eurotiomycetes; Chaetothyriales; Herpotrichiellaceae
Exons: 1
Coding region: 1-1326 (441 amino acids)
Source: RefSeq, a predicted model, not a curated record